AUGGGAAGAAAGAGAAAAAGACAAGGAGAGAGAAAGAGACAUGAAGAUAGUGGAUUCGCAGGGGUUAGUGGGAUGGUUCGAGGGUCGGUUGGGUUGAUGACUGGUGUAGGGAGGUUUGGGAUUAUGGGGCGUGGAGGAGGUUUCAAUGGGGUUGGGUAUAGUUGGGUUUGUAUUUUCUUUUUGGGUUAA
Messenger RNA from Prunus armeniaca (apricot), 189 nucleotides. NCBI's taxonomy places the organism in Eukaryota, Viridiplantae, Streptophyta, Magnoliopsida, Rosales, Rosaceae. The record is from the annotation of a GenBank genome assembly.